This is a messenger RNA of Aspergillus ochraceoroseus IBT 24754, 3930 nucleotides long. RefSeq lists its product as uncharacterized. Gene Ontology annotation, biological process: transmembrane transport. The record is from RefSeq and is a predicted model, not a curated record. Lineage: Eukaryota; Fungi; Ascomycota; Eurotiomycetes; Eurotiales; Aspergillaceae. Gene Ontology annotation, molecular function: transmembrane transporter activity. The coding region runs from base 1 to 3930 and encodes 1309 amino acids. The transcript is spliced from 11 exons.
AUGCGCUUCUUCGCUGGAUUUCCUCAGGGAGGAUCCGCCCAAUCCUACCAGCUCCGUCUAUCGCUUUCCUUUCUUCUACUUGUUCUGCUAGGCGGGUUACAAAAUGUCCUCGCAGAAAUUGAUUAUGCAUUUAAAUCACGUCCCGAUCUGUAUCCCCCAAUCAUUACUCUAGAGCAAAAUGUCCCGCAAAAGCUUCAGCCAGGAUACAUCUUUCUAGGUCCCUAUGAGGCGGAUAAUUCGGGUCCGUAUAUCUACGACAAUGAUGGGUAUGGAGCGGUUGGGGUAAUUCUGGCCCUGGGAACGCUCACGGGCAUCCAACAGAAUGGAUAUUGCAGGGGUCAUGGGGUAAUUAUGGACAACAAUUAUCACAUCGUGAAAACGGUGGUUCCCGGGGGAGGGAUGGCGGCGAGCGACAUGCACGAGUUUAUGCCUAUUAACGAUGGAAAGACGGCGCUGAUGACCGUUUACCAGCAGCGCCAAUUUGAUAUGAGCAUCUGGAACGUCAAAGCGGGCAUGGGAUGGCUGAUGGAGAGCGUCUUCCAAGAGGUAGAUGUGGAAACCAGCCAGGUUCUAUUUGAGUGGCGGUCGCUGGAUCAUGUCGAUCCCUCUGCAAGUUAUACAUACCCUGGACACACAGACACCUCGGGCACCGGGCUGGAACCGCGCUCCCCAUGGGAUUACUUCCACAUCAACUCGAUCGAUAAGAACAAGGACGGAGACUACCUAAUCUCGUCGCGUCACACCUGCGCCAUCUACAAGAUCUCAGGCAAGGAUGGAUCGAUUCUCUGGCGGCUACACGGAUCCAAUCCGACGUUCCAAAAUCUCAAUUUUAAUUUCUCUCAGCAGCAUGAUGCGCGGUGGCUGAGUGAGAAUGCAACUCACACGGUGUUAUCGUUGUAUAACAACGGGUUCAACGGCUACAACCAAACCCACGAGUACUCUUCGGGUAUGAUCAUUCUGAUCGACCACGUGGAUAACACGGCGCGGCAGUUGCAUGAAUAUGCCCCUCCCGGCCACAGUAUGAUUAGUUCGAGCCAGGGCAAUAUGCAGGUGUUGGAGAAUGGCAACGUGUUUAUAGGCUGGGGGAACAACGCCUAUAUCUCGGAGCACGACGCGCAAGGGAACCUCCUGCUUUGGGGAUAUAUCGAUCGGGAUCGAAUCAUGAACUAUCGUGCUCAGAAAUUCCACUGGGACGGACACCCGACCGACAUUCCAGCGCUGUGGACCUAUUCCAAGUCGACCAACCCGCAUGCCUCGACCACGUUCUACGUGAGCUGGAACGGCGCCACCCGCGUCAAGUACUGGCGGUUCUACGGGUCCACCAACACCACAAGCUCGUAUACACUCAUUCGACAGGUCGUCAAGGACGGAUUUGAGACAACAUAUACCGAGCCCUAUUUCUACCGCUGGGCGUACGCUGAGGCGCUCGACGCACAGGGCAAAGUGAUUGGGAAAUCGCGCGAGCAGUUUACUUUUAUCCCAUCUCCUGUCCUCCAAGAGCACUGUGAGGAAAAGACCUGUGAGAAUACGAACGCCUAUGGAGCACCUAACGAAGAAGACGCCCAUGCGAUGAUCCCCCCCGCGAACAUCAACACGGUGCCGUGGGUGGACCCUUACCAUCAAGGCGCCCACCUUACCUGGGGGCACUCCGAGGCCCCGGUUCCAUCGGAGGGACCGACGCCGGGAAGUUUGGAGAAGACGUACAAUCGCGCCGGAUGGAUUGCCCCCGUAUUGGGCGUGCUUGUUGCAGUGGUAGGCGUCUACCUGGCGCUCCGCCUGUCCCGGGGAUAUCAAUGCUCCAACGGGGCGAGACGAGGAUCAUCAUCGGAGGCCUUGAACGGGAUGAACGAAUCAAAAGCAUCCAUCGGUUAUUCCAGCGCACCGUGGUGGAGUUGGCGGCGAUGGGCGCCAAUAAGCGAACCACCAGGAACCACUUCUACUACUACUGCUGCUACCUCUAUCAACAAUCUCGAACCCUCUUCCUCUUCCUCUCCUACCCUUCAUCACACCUCAUCCCAUUCCCACAAUCGCACCGCCUCCAAACCCCGGAAUGCUCAUCAUACCCGGAAGACCUCUUGGGCUUCCGGUCUCGAUCAAGGCAACGAACCUUCAUCCGAUUACUCUUUGCCGCAGCAGCGUCGUCGCGGGGAAUCUACCGCUUCCCUCACUGAGGACAACGACCCUACCGUUAAGAUGGCCCUGAGGAAUACCUCCUUUGACUGGACCGACCGGCAAGCCCGGGCUCGUUUGCAAUCCUUAUCCCAUAUACCCGUCUCCAACCCUAAUGAAUCCUCUCCGCCCCGUCCAGGACCCGUCACCUGGAUGUCUCUCCCGCGCAAGAAACAGCUGGCCUUACUGGGUCUUUGUCGCGUUUUUGAUUUCCUACAGAUCGCUUCCCUGCAAGCCUACAUGUUCUACCAAUUAAAGUCCUUUGACGGGAACCUCUCCGACUCCGAUAUUUCCACCCAGGCCGGUAUCCUCCAGGGGGCUUUUACCGCCGCCCAAUUCGCCACUGCCAUCCCCUGGGGUCGCGUCGCCGAUGCCGAGUGGGGUGGCCGUAAGUUUGUGCUCCUUGUUGGUCUUUUGGGGACUGCCGUUUCUUGUUUGGGUGUGGCCUUUGCGACCUCGUUCGCGCAGGCUGUGUUCUGGCGCUCGUUCGGCGGUGCGAUCAAUGGAACCGUCGGGAUUAUCCGAACGAUGAUUGCGGAGAAUGUCAAGGAAAAGAAAUACCAUUCCCGCGCGUUUUUGAUUCUCCCCAUCGGAUUCAACAUUGCAUCUCUCUUUGGUCCUGUUAUGGGUGGAAUGCUCUCCGACCCUAUCCGGAGCUACCCACGACUCUUUGGCCCCAACUCGUCGUUCGGAGGGGAGCAUGGCGUCCAGUGGCUCAUGCAUUAUCCGUACGCAUUACCCAUGCUGGCAAAUGCGUUUUUCCUUACGUUCUGUGCCGUCUGCGUCGGCAUGGGUCUUGAAGAGACCCUGGAUGCAUGCAAAGGAAAGCCUGGCCUGGGUGCCUUUUCGAUGCGCCUCAUGGCGCGUUGCGUCCGGGUUAUAGUGCCGUCUUCAUCUCCGCUGUACUCCCGACUCCCUUUCGCCGACUAUGACGAGCAAGGCCCUCUGUUGGGGCGGUCCACCGAAGUUUACGAGCUUGAAGAAAAGGCAACUAAGCCGUCGCGUGGAGCGCGCAUCCUACCAUUCCGCCGUAUCUGGACGAAGAACGUGCUGUGCACGCUACUGGCGCAGGCGUUCUUUGACUUUCAAAUGGGUGCCUUUAAUAACCUCUGGCUACUCUUCCUCUCGACUCCCCGCUAUGACGUUAAUGACCCUGCCAGUCCUGCCCAGAAACUCCCAUUCAUCUUUACAGGAGGGCUGGGAAUGCUGCCUCAAAGCGUUGGGUUCGCUACUGCAAUUCUCGGCGUGAUUGGCAUGCUCCUCCAAUUUACCAUCUACCCCUCAAUCAAUAGCCGUCUGGGAACCGCCAAAAGCUAUCAGUACUUCCUCAGUCUCUUCCCUGUCGCAUACGCCUUUGCUCCUUAUAUCGCCCUCGCGCCCUCUUCCACCCCUCCUCCAGGCCAAGCCAACGGAGGCUGGGUAUGGUUCUCAAUCAUCAUUGCCCUCUUCCUGCAGGUCACAGCACGUACAUUCACCCUUCCUACGUCUAUCAUCCUCCUCAACAACUGCUCUCCUCAUCCUUCCGUCCUCGGCACCAUCCACGGCAUUGGCCAGUCCGUGUCCUCUGCCUUCCGGACAAUAGGACCCAUCUUUUCGGGUUCUUGGUACGGCUACGGCCUAGAAAUCGGCACGGUCGGAUUUGCCUGGUGGUUGAUCGCGCUGGUCUCAGCUUUUGGCUGUUUUGCCGCCAUCUUCGUCUACGAGGGGUCCGGUCAUGAAGUCUAUCUCCCAGGCGAAGAAGAAGAAGAUUUCCGGUCAUGA